AUGACUGCACCAGAGAUAAGCCAAUUUGUCACAUUAAAAAACAGGAUACCCUCAGAUAAAGGAUUAUAUUGGGGUUAUUUUAACGGCCAUGCUAAUGUUUAUCUAAAGGGCAAGUGGCAAGAGAAGACUUGGUUUCUGUGUGAUAAAUAUUUGCCAUAUGCCCUUGGCGGCGGUUAUGUUAUUUCUCGCAGUAUUGUAGACUACAUAGCCAACAAUUCAAAUUUACUAAGUUAUUACAAUUCAGAGGAUGUCUCCAUGGGUGUAUGGACAGCUGCACUAGACAUAAAUAGGGUUCAUGACAUUAGAUUUGACACCGAGUGGAAAUCAAGAGGUUGUAAUAAAACAAUGUUGGUGCGGCACAAGCAAUCGCCUAGUGACAUGUUCGAAAUGUACAAGAUUUUAGUGCACACUCACGGAGAAAAGCUUUAUUCCGCAAAAUGUAAACAGUGUGAUAAAACCUUUUCACGAAAAGGAGGUGGCACUACUUCGCUUAAACUUCAUCUUAAAUCAAAACACGGUGAUAAGUACGAAGAACUUUUGUUACUAGAAAAAGAUAUCCAACAAAUACCACAUACCACGAAACAGCUGACACCAUUACAAGAGUGUAAAAAACAGCUGUCAAUAACAGAUUCUUUAAAAAAUAAAGGCGCCUGGGAUGAAAAUGUGUGGUCAGAGCCCAGCUCAAAUGUAUCGUUACUUAGUCUUACUGCUCAUGGCAUCACCAAUAAAUAUGAAAGAGUUUCUAUAAUACUCAAGUGUGAACAAUUAGAGGGUCGGCACACAGGUGAAAUUAUAGCAAAUAAUUUAAACAAUAUUUUGAAAGAUUGGGGCUUAAGCACGGAAUCAGUUCAUUGUAUUUUACGCGACAGAGGAUCUAAUAUGAUAAAAGCUAUGAAUAUGGCCAAUUUCACUGAUGCAAACUGUACUAUUCAUCAACUACAAUUAUGUGUGCGAUCAACGAUGGAAAUCGAAGAAUUUCUCUCGUCAGUAAUUACGAAGUGCAAGAAAAUUGCAACUCACUUCAAUCACUCCCUAAUCGCGCAAAAUGAAUUGAAACAAAUUCAAACAGAAAGACUGAACCAAUCAGGACUAAGUAUAAUUCAGGAAUGUUCCACACGAUGGAACGCGACGUAUUAUAUGAUGAAAAGAAUAUUGACAUUAAAAGACUCCUUAGUACUGUAUUCGGGCGCGCAUGAUAUACCAAUUCUUAAUGCUGAUGAAUGGCUCGACUUGAAAAAGUGUGUUGCAAUACUAAAGCCGUUCGAAGAAAUUACAAAGGAGUUAAGUAGUGCUACUGCAACAAUAGCAUCAGUGAUUCCAUUAAUAUAUACUCUUAAAAACACACUAGAAACAGAGAAGAGUAAAGAAGAGACUUCUGAGAACUUCAAAUUAAUGAUUACGAAAAUGAUCCAAGACAUCAAUGUCAGAUUUCAGGAUAUUGAAAAUAAUAAAAUAUAUACAAUAGCUACUUAUCUAGAUCCACGGUUUAAACUCAAGUUUUUUACUGAAAUUACGAAGGAACAGGUACAGUCUGAGAUUCUGGGGAUUCUUGGGUGUUCAAAAGCUUCUCGUGAUGAAGGUCCUUCUUCACCUAAGAGAUCACGGAAUGAGAUUCCGACAACAAGCUCAAGCAACUAUUCACACAUUCAAUCUUGUCUAGCUGAAAUAUUAAGCUUAAGUGACGAGGAAGAGCAAAACAUAGAUUGUGGUGAUGAUGUGCACAAUCAAUUUAUUGUUAAAAAGACAUUACUAAAUGAAUACAACAGGGAGAAACGAUUGACACUCAAUGAAGAUCCACUUUUAUGGUGGAAAAUGCAUACCAAGUACCAUUGCUUAAGUGAUUUAGUAAGACAGUACCUUUCUCCACCUCCUGGAAGUGUACCAAGUGAGCAGCUUUUCAGUGCAGCUGGGUUAAUUUAUGACCCCUUAAGAAAUCGACUUUCUGGUGAUAAGGCUGCGAAAUUGCUUUUUGUUAAGUAUAAUUUACCUUUGCUUAGUUUCGACUAUUAA
Messenger RNA from Parnassius apollo (apollo), 2010 nucleotides. The record is from the annotation of a GenBank genome assembly. Lineage: Eukaryota; Metazoa; Arthropoda; Insecta; Lepidoptera; Papilionidae.